This is a messenger RNA of Strigops habroptila (Kakapo), 3881 nucleotides long. Its product is annotated as protein FAM83D-A-like. Bases 16 to 1719 code for a protein of 567 amino acids. The transcript is spliced from 4 exons. Gene Ontology annotation, biological process: protein localization to mitotic spindle; regulation of TOR signaling; regulation of ERK1 and ERK2 cascade. NCBI's taxonomy places the organism in Eukaryota, Metazoa, Chordata, Aves, Psittaciformes, Psittacidae. The record is from RefSeq and is a predicted model, not a curated record. Gene Ontology annotation, cellular component: mitotic spindle pole; cytosol.
UCCGCGACCCGCGCGAUGGCGAACCUGUCGCAGUGGCUGGAGGAGGGCGCCGGGCGCUGGCCGCCGCGGCCGCCCGGGCCGUACAGCGAGGCGCAGCGGCUGGCGCUGGAGGAGCUGGUGGCGGGCGGCCCCGAGGCGCUGCGCGCCUUCCUGCGGCGGGAGCAGCUGCCGCCGUUCCUCUCGGAGCCCGAGGUGCAGGCGAUCGCGCGGGGCGCGCUGCCGCCCGCCGCGGCCCCGGAGCCGGCGGCCGAGCCCUUCGCCGGCGCCUCCCUCGACGCCUCCUCGCUCACCUACUUCCCCGAGCGCUCGGACCUGGAGCCGCCGGCGCUGGAGCUGGGCUGGCCGGGCUUCGCCAGCGGCGCCUUCCGCGGGCUCACGCGGGUGGAGGCGCACUUCCAGCCCGGCUGCGGGGACAGCAUCUACGGCUGCAAGGAGGCGGUGCGGCGGCAGAUCCGUUCCGCACGGCAGGUGAUUGCCCUUGUGAUGGAUGCCUUCACAGAUACUGAUAUCUUCAGUGACCUUCAGGAUGCCUAUAACAACCGCAAAGUCCCUGUCUACAUCCUUCUUGACCAGGGCUUUCUACCCCAUUUCUUGGAAAUGUGCAAGAAUUUGGGAGUGUGUCCCAAGCAGGAAAGUCUGCUGAGAGUUCGAACCCUCACAGGGAGCACGUACUACCUGAGAUCAGGUGCCAAAAUUGUUGGGAAAGCCCACGAGAAGUUCAUGUUGAUUGAUGGCAUUAGAGUGACAACAGGCUCCUACAGUUUCACAUGGUCCGAUGGGAAGCUGAACAGCAGUAACUUGCUGCUAUUGUCAGGGCAAGUGGUUGAACACUUUGACCUCCAGUUCAGGAUUCUUUAUGCCCAGUCAAUGCCCAUCAGCUCUAAGUGUCUGUCCAGCUGCAGGAACAGUGGGAUAUUUGAUCACCUGGUGAGCAGAAUAGAGUCCUCUAAAGAAUACACUGUGGAAGGCAACUUGAGAGCAGAAUUUGCCAGAUUGUCUAGUACUCCUAAGAAACUAUUGAAAGAACCAGAUCAGGCUGAAGAUAGUUCUGGAGAAAACUCUUGUAACCUGGGGCAUUCUUGCCUCUCUGAAGGGGAGUGGUUCAGCAAUCAAGUGGCCAUUGUGGAAUGGAGAAGCACAUCAACUCAAACUGGCCCAUGGGAAGAGAAGCCAGCUGUGACUGUGUGUAAUGCUGCCACGCAGACCUAUUUUGUGACAGCAGAAACUGGCACGCAGGCAUCAGUCACUGCUAGAAUGAUGGGCACUCAGACUUCAGUCUUGUUGAAGACUGCAGUGACACAGACAAGGGAAGAUGAGUACACAGAAACACCCCUGCUUCACAGAAAGUUGUCAAAAGAAGGAUCUUCUCUGUCUGGAAAGGCUGUAUCAAGUUCUAGUCUAUGGUCAUUGUCUUCAUCCUCAUCCCAGUGCUCUCUUGCCAGCUCUACUGGCUCUGUAUCUUCUCUCCGGUCCUUUGAAUAUCCUUUUGGUCACAGGGCAGAGUAUUUCCAAAAGCUGCACAAGGAGAGGCAGUUCCACUACUCCUCUAUCAGGUCGAAGCUGAGCCACAUGGUACAUAUCCUGUCCCGGAAGGGACAUGAGCCUGAAAGCUACAUGUCCCAGUACACAGGAAGGUGCCACCUGAAACAGAGGCGUGACAUCAGUGCCAGCCUGCGCAGCCUCCGGGACCUUUCCCUCUAUUCUCUGAAUAAACGAUGACUACACUGAAUGCAGAACACACAUUCUCAAACUGCAGUCACUCCGUUCCUGCUGAUUAUCCCACUGCCUUCCAGGACUUUUCCUUUUUUUAAUACACGUGUACAUCACCCUCCAGCACUUUGUUUUAUACUAUGCAGUUUAAGCAAUAAGAAGAAGAGGUGGUUAUUUAUAGGGUGACUACUUAUAUGGUGACUACUUAUAUGGUAACACUCUUAUAUGUGUUAGUGGUGAAGGUUCAUUUUAAUUCUGGAUGUAUAACAUGCAAAGUAAACUGAUUACUGCUUUCUAGGAUUGGUAACGCUCUGGCUUUAUGUACAUUUGGGAAAACUCGAGUCAGACAGGUCCUGCUCGAAGGCAGAUCCAGUGACGUCAAUGUAUACUUUUUUUUUUUUUUUUUUUUUUUUUUUUUAAAUGGCUUUUUUUCCUACUUUAUCUUUGGCAUGAGGGGAAACAACCUUUAUAAAGAGCCAUAAAGCUGAUUUUAUUCUGACUUCAGCAAUAUAUACAUUACUCUUCCAUUAAAGUUGUGAAAGGGUCUAAUGGAGCUGCUGCAGGUUCUUAUCUUCAACAGUAUCCUUUGCCCAUUGCUCAAACCUUCGGAAAUGGGCUGAGCUAAUUUAGCUCUUCAGUUUGAUCAUCCCCUCAUGCUUUUGUGUAGAUACAUAUAUACGCACACACUUUUGUGUAUAUAUAUGUGUGUGUGUAUAUACAUAUACACACACAUCCUCAGAAGAGCAUCACUUUAAAACCAGGAUGGGAAAAUAGCAAGUUAGCACUCCAUUAUAGCUGUACCCAUUUUAGAGACAGUAAAACAUGUAAACGCUUCCAGUAUUUGGAACUAAAAGCUGGAUCUAUUGGACCUGUACCACUACUGAGGGGAAGGUGUAGCUGAAGUAUUGGGUUUUGUGCUUGUGCGCAGAGCUGAGAUGGUAUCUGGAGUUUGUAUCUUGCUGCUCCACACCUGGUUGACUUCUCUUUUGGAAUGACUUCAAGGAUCUUUGUUUCUUGUGCAACUUCUUACACAGAGUUAAGACUUUCAGUCCUAGCACUGUAAAAUGAGCUUCCAGCUCUGGCUCAGUCUAGGAACAUCUGAGCCAUUUUGCUUCUAUGAAGAGACCUGUACAAAAUGUAGAGAUGAGCCAAUUGCUGAGGGCACAUGACAAACCCCUGUUUAAAAGCAAACUGAUGUGCACUACACAAUGUUAUGGGCUAUGUUUGGUAAUGUUGUACAAGUGUGAAAGUGAGAAAAAAACCACCCCCAAACCCACCUUUGUUCUUUAAACUGUCCUACCUGAAAUAUCCUGUUUUCUGCUCUGCUUAUCCUUUCUCCUCUACUAACUUGGUUUAAGGAGCUGCAGUACCACUCUAGUUUUUCAAUAUAUUCUAUUUUCAGUACUAAACGCAUCCUAGGUUAAGCUGCUUUGCAGGGACGUGACAUGGCUCUGCGAGCAGCAGUCUGUGUGUGUGCGCUUGCCGGAUUAGUCGUCUGAGCAGUGCGGAGGGUCUCUGACACCUGACCUGUGCUGUUCCCCUUUGGCCCUGCAUGUGAAUGGCCAACCGGACUGUUCUGCCAAGUCAAACCAGAGUCUGGGUUGUGUAUUUUCCUAUUUAUCCACACACGUGUCCAGUAGAUGGCACAUUUCAGCUGUUGUCUUUAAUAUUCCCAUAAACAGCAAAGAAUUGGGGAAUAUGCAGAAAAAUAUCCAAAACACAAACAGGCUGCAAGUGCAGUGUAGAGAGCAAUGCUUUUUUCUACUAACUUAGGCGUUCCUAGCUCUGAAAUCAUAUAGAUACGCAUGUAGCAUAAAGAGGCUUAGCUACUUUUAUUGCUUGGAUUUCAAAGCAGCCACUCCUUCUGUGAGGAAGGAAGCAGAUGUACAGAGGGGUGCAGGUUCAGGCAGAAAAGCUCUGUCUGUGCUUAAAGAGGUAAGAAACUGGUUCCACGAGCUGGAACACGGGGAGUGAAGUGAGUAGCAGAAAGGGAGCUGAGAUACACUGUCAAAGCCAAUUUCGAGUGCCUGUGCUCAGCAGUGCUUCAAUGUAUGUAAAAUCAACUUACGUGCUAUGUACCUUUAUUACACUGAGCAGCUGUUACGGUGCUCUCACAAGAACAAGAACCAGUUUACAAAUAAACUCAUUUUGCCGUGGGGUUUUUCACCUGA